GCCAGAGAAGUCUUGGACCUUUUCAUAAAUCUCUUUUUUUCUAGGUUUCUAAUCCCACUGUUGCAUUGAAACGACUAAGAUUAACCCAAACCUGUGGUAAUAAACCCUUUCAAACUACAUUUUCUUUAUACGGUUUUGAACCCUGAGGAUUAUAUAUCCGUGGGAGCACACAGCAAGAAGAAAAGCAAAAGGGCUGGUGUGCAUCACGUUGUGGAGAAUGUAGAGAACAAAUGAAAUGGUAGGUUUCCUAAUUUAGAGUUCUCUCAGAUCUCCAAGUGGUAAUAUCACACGCGUCUGGCUCUGUCCUGGUCUUCUCCAGGAUCUAUUCUUAUCUUCUCCAGGUACUGUUAUGAUCUUCUCCAGGUGCCGGGGAAAGUGAGUUGAGAAAGGAUAGUUGAGGAAAAGAAAACAUGGACAAAGUUGGUUUUCUACAACUGAAACAAGAAAGAUGCAGUGUAUUCACAGUUUUAAAUUACGAGUUUUAUGCAACACUAGAUCCCGCCACUGGAACUCAAGUUGAACAAGCUCCUCCAGAGAAACGUUCUGAAAAAGCACCUAAAUACUACUGGAAGAAGUUUUCUCCACAAUUACGGGUAUGCAAGACUUCAAAACAAAGUGUCACUUUAUAUGUUCCUGGGUUUAUUUGCCAAUUUUGAAGAUUUUAGUGCACUGCUCUGCUAAAAUUUCACUAGCAAAGGACACCUUUGUCCUUCAGAACACGUAUUAAAACACGAAUUCCCAUAAAUUGAACUGAAAAGUAGAAUAAGCAAGCAUAUAAUACAAGAACAGUUUACAUCUGGUAAUGUGGAAAUUCCCCUGCACUGAAUUACUACAGUUGAGAUUAUCCACUUUGUAGAUGUGUCAUUCCAUGAGUCAUAUCUCACAUAAUAGUAUACAUAAUAAAAAAGCAGCUAUGGGCAUAUACAUGCAUCACAAUUAGUUAAGCACAGUGUAUACUUUUAAAGCAGGCAGAACUACACACACGCCGAACCCCGGUUCUGCAGACCCCCCCCAUCCAUCCGAACGGCCCUUUCUUUACCCCUUUAAACAAGCCAAGUGCCCUCCAGACAAGCAGAACCAAGCUCCGGGCUUCCCCGACCGACCCCGACGCCCCACGGGUGGGGGCAAACCACGCGUUAGAGCCACAUCCCCAAUGCCAGCGGCGCGCAGGUACCGCGGACACGCGUGGGGCCCGACCACGCCAGGCGAGGCAAGGCGCGUCCUGCCCUGCCUGCUGCGCCACUGCGCAUGCGUGGGCAAGCGCAGCAGCUCACUUUGCGCGCUAACUGGCGCAGGGGUCCGGGCGCUUUCUGCGCGCCGUUUGCGCGACGCCGGCACCUGUUGCUCAGCGGUACCUUCGCGGAGCGGGCCAGGCCGUCCUCCUUCCCUCUCCUAAGUUACUUGUGUGCCGCCGCUAUCCCCCUCAACGCGGUUUCCCGGCGGCGUGACCCGCAGAGCCGCGUUCCCUCGCAGGAAGGUCCCCUGCGCCCCGCGCAGCUGCCGCGCACUGAAGAGACCUCGGCGCUGCCGCCGGACCCUCAGCAAUAACUCCCUCCACUUUUGUGGUCCCGGGAGAACAACAACCAACAAGAGCAACAGACCGGUCCGGAGGUUUCUGCUCUUGUCCGCGGGUGCCCCGGCCCCGGCAAGGUGCGCGGCCAGCGUCCGCCCCGCGCCCCGCUCCUGGGGAACGCUGGAGACGCUCGUGUUUCUCCACAAACUGUGUUGACAAGCGAUUGCUGAAAAGGGCUGGGAAAAUUACAUCUCGUUUCUGGUGGGGUGAAAUAUGAAACAUGUAAUCUAACGGUUCCUAAAAGGGAGGGGGGAGAAAGAGACUUCUGUCUCCCUCUCUCUCUGUUUUCCUGCUCCGGGUUCCUGGUUGGAUAAUUCGGGUUAAUACUAGUGAGUGAGCCUUUUGCUGCUUCAAAGGGUAUUUCAAGUUGCCGGAGCUCCUCCCCUCCGCACCGUGUGACAACAACAACUCGUCCAGCGAGCGAGCGGCGGCGGCAGCCAGCACUUCCCAGCUCAUUUUCUCUCUGUCAUUCCCCUCUCAAUCUUUGAUCAAUGUACUUGCCAGAGAGAACCGAAGUCCUUCAAACCUCCUCUUUUUCACCUUCGUCUUUAACGUGGUGCUAGAGCAAGGACCACAAAAAGAAACUGCCCUCCCCCUCCCCUCGGCCCCAGCCCCGCCGCCCGGAGCGGACUUCUCCUCCUCCUCCUCCUCCUCCGUCCCCACUUGCGGGACACUUUGUGCGUUCUCUCUCUCACUCUGCCCCCUGCUCUCUCGCUCGCCGCAGCACCUGAUCCGGGGUUAUCCCCCCCUUUCUCUCCCCCCUCCUCCCUUCUUUCCUUUCCUCCUUUUUUUUUUUAUUUUUUUAUUUUUUUUUUUUUUUAAUUUUCCCCUUUCCCCUGCUUGUGUGUGUGGGAACUUUCCCCCUCCCCCUGCCCCCUCCGCCGUAUAUGUGACCAUGGCCGUACCGGCUGCUUUGAUCCCUCCGACCCAGCUGGUCCCCCCUCAGCCUCCGGUCUCAACUUCUGCCGCCUGCACCACCACCACCACCACCUCCUCGUCGGCCACCUCCUCGUCAGCCACCUCCUCUCCGUCUCCUUCCAUCGCUCCCCCGCCGGCCGCUUCGGGGACAAACCUAUUCCGUCCGGAGCCCAUCGCAGCGGCGGCAGCAGCGGCGGCGACGGCCACAGUCACCUCCACCACCAGCGGCGGCGGCGGUAACGGCAGCAGCAGCGGCGGCAGCGGCAGCCCCAGCCUGGGCACCGGCGGCGGCGGCGGCAGCGGCGGCACUUCCACUCCCAAUGCCAGCGCAACCAGCGCGGCCAGCAGUCUGCCCGGCAAGCCCGUGUACUCGACCCCGUCCCCGGUGGAGAACACCCCCCAGAAUAACGAGUGCAAGAUGGUGGAUCUGAGGGGGGCCAAAGUGGCCUCCUUCACCGUGGAGGGCUGCGAGCUCAUCUGCCUGCCCCAGGCUUUCGACCUCUUCCUGAAGCACUUGGUGGGGGGCUUGCACACGGUCUACACCAAGCUGAAGCGGCUGGAGAUCACGCCCGUGGUCUGCAACGUGGAGCAGGUCCGCAUCCUGAGAGGGCUAGGGGCUAUCCAGCCCGGGGUCAACCGCUGCAAACUCAUCUCCAGGAAGGAUUUCGAGACCCUCUACAACGACUGCACUAACGCCAGUUCUAGACCUGGAAGGCCUCCUAAGAGGACUCAAAGUGUCACUUCCCCAGAGAAUUCUCAUAUCAUGCCACAUUCUGUCCCAGGCCUAAUGUCUCCUGGAAUCAUCCCGCCAACAGGCCUGACAGCAGCAGCUGCGGCAGCAGCAGCUGCCACCAAUGCUGCCAUAGCAGAAGCAAUGAAAGUGAAAAAAAUUAAACUGGAAGCUAUGUCCAACUAUCAUGCAAAUAAUAACCAGCAUGGAGCAGAUUCUGAAAAUGGAGAUCUGAAUUCAAGUGUCGGCAGCAGUGAUGGUUCUUAUAAAGAAAAACUUCAGUCUCCCCCACCCAAGGAUCACAGGCCUCUGUUAACCGCCCGCAGCUUGCCUGGACAGCAUAAUGUUCCAGUUAGCCAUCCUCUCAACCUCUCUCUUCAACAGAACCACCUUCUGCCAAAUGGGUUGGAACUUCCUUUUAUGAUGAUGCCCCACCCAUUAAUUCCCGUGAGCCUACCUCCAGCAUCUGUCACGAUGGCAAUGAGCCAGAUGAAUCACCUUAGUACCAUUGCCAACAUGGCAGCAGCAGCACAAGUGCAGAGUCCUCCAUCCAGAGUUGAAACAUCUGUUAUUAAGGAACGUGUUCCAGAUAGCCCUUCUCCUGCUCCUUCUCUUGAAGAGGGCCGAAGACCUGGCAGCCAUCCUUCCUCUCAUCGAAGCAGCAGUGUGUCCAGCUCUCCUGCACGGACCGAGAGCUCUUCAGACAGAAUCCCUGUCCAUCAGAACGGGCUAUCUAUGAACCAAAUGUUGAUGGGUUUGUCACCUAAUGUCCUGCCUGGACCUAAGGAGGGUGAUCUGGCUGGUCAUGAUGUGGGACAUGAGACAAAAAGAAUACACAUUGAAAAAGAUGAGACCCCGCUCUCCACACCAACCGCAAGAGACAGCCUUGACAAACUUUCUCUAACUGGGCAUGGGCAACCACUACCUCCGGGUUUUCCAUCUCCUUUUCUAUUCCCUGAUGGAUUGUCCUCCAUAGAGACCCUUCUGACUAACAUCCAGGGUCUGCUAAAGGUUGCUAUAGACAAUGCCAGAGCUCAAGAAAAACAGGUCCAACUGGAAAAGACAGAGCUGAAGAUGGAGCUCUUCAGGGAACGAGAACUGAGGGAAACACUUGAAAAGCAGUUGGCUGUGGAGCAGAAGAACAGAGCAAUAAUUCAGAAAAGGCUAAAGAAGGAAAAGAAAGCAAAGAGGAAAUUGCAGGAAGCACUUGAAUUUGAGACUAAACGACGGGAGCAAGCAGAACAGACACUGAAACAGGCAGCUUCAACAGAUAGUCUCAGGGUCCUAAAUGACUCUCUGACCCCAGAGAUAGAAGCUGACCGCAGCGGGGGCAGAACAGAUGCUGAAAGGACAAUACAAGGUUCUGGGAAAAAAUACUUACUAGGGAAAUACUUUCGUCUUUCUCAUUCCUCCCAAAAACAUAUCCCUAUAUCAGUAUCAAAGCAUGUCUGGGGUUCACUAGAUGCCUAUGCCUAGCUCCCAAUCCGGUUUCCCAAGACCCCCUCAUCCCACACAAAAAGAUGGAAGACUUUAUUUGAAAACUACUGUCAUGUAUUGAAUUUUUCCUGCUGAAAAUACCUGUGCUACAGUAAAGAACUUUGCAGUAAGACAUUGACUCAUAAGGAGUUCUGUGGAAACAAAGUGUUUUCAAGCCAACUUCCUCAACUUCAUUUAUCAAUGUUCUUCAAAAAUGUAAAGAAUUCUGCAAGAGUGUCCUCCUUUGGUUAUCUCCUGUGGCUCAACCUGGAGACCCAGAGAAUGUUCGUAAAUGUACAGUAGCACUCUUCUUACAAUGAAAAUCUGUGUCUCUGCGCCGGACUAUUGUAUCCAAAAUUACAGGCGGUCAGAACAAGGCUGAGUAUUCCCUUUUUCAAGGAAUGCAGACUCUGUCCUCCUCUGAUGAUUCUAUAUUUGAGCGCAUCAAAUGAUCCUUCCAGCGGUGUCCAAGUACACUUACAGACUGUUAUCUCAUACCGAAACCAGCAAGACAGCUCAGAAAUGAACUUGUAGAGGGCAUAAGAGGAUUCUUAUUAAAAAAAAAAAAAAAAAAGGUAAAAGACGAAAAAAAUUGAUACAUUCAGUUUCAAACUAUGAUUGUGGGUUUUCUUCUAAAGACAUUUUUCCAUAUGCUUUCCAAGAGACCAACACGUUAGACUACAUAAAGUGAAAUGGAAUUUUGUGUAAGUGAAAACAAAUGCUGAAUGUAAACAAACUGUUUUACUGUUCACCAAGACUCUUUUCCUAAAAUAAAAAAAUACAAUAGAAAGAGUAAUAAUUUCUCAUUGUAAACUGGCAGGGGUUUAUGAAAUAAAAGACUGCUUCUUAUCAAACUGUUGGUCAUAUGUACAGUAUAUAACACAAAUCACACACGGAAGGUAUUAUGUAUGCAGUAGAAAUCUAGAGUUUAGGAAAUGAAAAUUUUAGAUAAUAUUGUUUUGUCACCCUGUUGGUCAGAAAGACACCUUUCUAGUUUUAACGCAUGCAGGCAUGUAAAUAUUUGUCCUGGAGUCACAGUAUUACUGAAUGAGAUCUUAAGCAUCUGGUAACAAGUCAGAAUUCUGUAUCAGCCACUUUUAUUUGUAUAUUGAGCCCUGGUUAGUGCCCUGAUUAGUGCACUUUUAAGAAUGGACUGUGGCUGAGCAACAAGUCAAAAUGCCAGAAAUAUUUUUAUAUGUUAAUGUCAUAUUACGUCAAUGUUGCAAAAAAAAAAAAGAAAACCUAACAAACACUUGGUGUAUCAGUCCAAUUCCACGUAGAACUGAGUGAUACAGUCGAAGUCUGUUGUCGCUCCCACCUUGUCUUAGGGAUGGGUAGUUAUGUGUUACUUUCACUGUCUUUAUGAAAGCUACAAUAUGUGUUUUCACCUUUGUGCUGAUAACUGGAAGUAAGCUGCAACACAGUGCUUAUUACAUUACUAAAAAUUAUGUUCUUUGCUUUGCGUACUUUUGGGUUACCCCUUUAAAGACUGAUUUUGUGAAUCAGUGCUAUUACUGUAAGUUUUGUGAUUAUGCUUUCUUCAUCUAAUGUUUUAUGCAUAUAAAAUAUUAUUUAUUACAUGGAAACGUAUCAAAACCUUAAAUGUCUAAGAUGCCUAACUUAAAGAAAAUACUGCUUUAAAAAUAGUUCUGAUUGGAUAUUAAUAUUAUUUUGUCAAAAAAAAAAAUCUAAUGUUUUGUAAACUCUAGCAGUGAGCUUCUAUAGUUUGUAGGUCUUCCUUGCAAUACUGGUACAUGUUUAUUUUGUGCAGUUCAUAUUUAAUCCACCACAAUCCUUUUUUAACAAUAGAAAGAUGUAUAUACAAGUUCACAUCAUGGUAAUUUUUUUUAAAGAAAUAUUGAGCAAUAUUUUUCAUUAAAUAUUGUUACCUAAUACUUUCUAGCGAUAUUAUUUUCUAACCAUGAUUCUUUCAUAAUUUUUGUAGUUGCUUGAACACAUAUGGGAUUCUGUACUCCAGUUUUUUCAUAUGCAGUCUUUAAAGGGUUAACAGCUAUAAAGUUAGAUGGACUUGUGGCAAGCUUUUGAAUCAUUCAUAUCUGAAAGAGAAUUAAAAGCCUACAACUGAAAUAAAUAUAUAGUAGCAUCUACCAUUGCUCUGCUCCUUGCAUAGAGUCACCUGUAAGUAGGUUUAGUAGUUUUACAGUAUAUACUUUCAAGACCUUUGGGAAUGCCUCAGUGUUUGGCUUGGUACAUAAAUGGAAAUGUUAAGGUUUAAGGGGGAACCAAUUUAUAAGCUGGAUGUUUAGAAAGAAUCUUGCUAAAACCAGUGUAAAUAUUACAGACCAUGAGAUGUUACCGUAAGUUGAAUUUUUUGCCCCUCUUUAGUUAUGCAGGUUUUGGGUUGGUAUUUUAGUUUUGGGUUUUGAUUUGGAUUUUUUUUUUUUUUUUUUUUUUGCAUAGAUAAUGAAGAAAUUGUGCUCAUGUUAUUGUUUAUAUGCUUUUGUAAUCUUAAAGAUAUUAAUGUCUAGUUGUUCUAUAUUAUAACCACAUUUGCGCUCUAUGCAAGCCCUUGGAACAGAACAUACUCAUCUUCAUGUAGGACCUAUGAAAAUUGUCUAUUUUUAUCUAUAUAUUUAAAGUUUUCUAAAAAUGAAAAAAGGUUAUUACGAAUUUUGUUGUACAAAAUCUGUACAAAAAUCUGUUUUUACAUCAUAAUGCAAGAAUUGGAAAUUUUUCUAUGGUAGCCUAGUUAUUUGAGCCUGGUUUCAAUGUGAGAACCACGUUUACUGUUAUUGUAUUUAAUUUUCUUUUCUUUUCAACAAUCUGCUAAUAAAACUGUCUGAAAUCUC
This is a messenger RNA of Strigops habroptila (Kakapo), 7507 nucleotides long. It is a transcript of the gene DACH1, whose product is annotated as dachshund family transcription factor 1. Lineage: Eukaryota; Metazoa; Chordata; Aves; Psittaciformes; Psittacidae. The record is from RefSeq and is a predicted model, not a curated record.